AUGGAGGACACAGCCGAGCCAGUGCCAACGGGUAUCUCAGAUAUGACAUUGGCAACUGAUGAAGCAAGUGAUCAAGGAUUUCCUCCAUUAAUGCCAACAGGUGAUAGUCAUUUGCCGAAUGACGGACUGGCAAUCAUGUCACAUGAUGCAGCGCACUCUCCGAUUGAUUCGUUGCUUAGGGAACGUGUCCCUACUACGCCAGUAUCUAUUGCACCUGUCACUCCGGUAGGAAUACCUGGACCGUUGGCUCAUGCUACGGGCGUGCCCAGCCCAUCAACACCAAUCUAUUCACCUCACUAUCAUCAAGCAAGCCUCACCCAGAACCUUCAGGUUGUCGAUGCCAGGCAGUUGACGAUUAAUCAGGAUGCAUCUCCGAUGGUCGCCUUUGCCGCCGAGGCACGACACAAUCAGAUUAUCGGCGAAUUGGGAGCAGAACAUCAGGAGCAGCUCCGUGCAAUGUACAAUAGUGGGCUUGCAGAGGUGAACAAGUUGAGGAACGAAUUAGGCAAUGCUAACAUUGCGUUGUCGAUUCAGAGGUCUGAAAUGGGUCAAGGUGAAGUUCGUUUCCAACAAACCGAAAGCGCGAGGGAACUCGCUGUCAUUGAAGCCAACCGGCAAGCGGAAGCUGCCCGUAGAGCUUUAGAGGAAGCUAACAGCAAUGCCAGGCGCCUUCGCGAAGUGGAAACUUCUGCCCGUCAGAAUGAUGCAAUGCGAUCCCAUGAGGUCGCUGACAUGUCAUCUCGGAUGGAUGAACUGAUGAGGCAGCUUCACGCCCAGCGUCAGCAGACAGAGGUAUUGAUUCAGCAGAAUAGUGCAUUAAGCUCCAGGGUUCGAGAUUUCGAAGCUAGAGAUGCUGCUUUGAGGAUUCAAGAGGGAAUUCCACAAGGGCCUCCACCCGGCAUUCCCGUGCAUCCCAUUUCCACCCCGAAGCAUGGAGGUGACACUCCUACGGAACAGGCGACGGACGCCGGGAGGCGAACCCCUCCAGAUGGCUCCAGCCCAGGUGGCGGUGGUGGUGGCGGCGGGCCUGAUGGCAACGGCCCCAGCGGAGGCGAUGAUGAUCAUGAUCGUCGCACUAUUCGUUUCGACGAUAAUCCGAUGCUCAUCAACAUCCCACCUGACGGAAAGAUGUUGCCGACAGAACCCGAGACACGGAGGUACUUGAAGUCCUUCGGUGGGGAACCUCCUAGACCUAGUCAACAGGACGUCAAAGAUGCACUGACGACUGCCAGGAUGCUUAAAGCAACUCUGGAUGCAUAUGGUUCCGGGAUAAGGGCUAAGUGUGGUUAUGAGUGUGACACGGAAUUCGGUUGCGACAAGUGCAUUCCGAAACACAUUGAAGCUACCUGUGUUGCAGCUACCAAAGCGGAAGCCCAGCAGCUCGACAUUGAGUGGAUCGCGGAUACCGGCAGCGCCCAGGACCUGGUUUCACAGGGGGAUCUCGGAUCUUUGAGAAGCCAUCGUUCCCAAAAUCCUAUCGGUAUUGUGACGGCUAAUGGGCCUAGCACUGCUGAGAUUCAGUCCAACAUCGCAGUUCCUUCACUUGGAAUUGACAGCCAUCCAUACGUGUUGCCUAGCACACCCUCUGUUCUAUCCGUUGGUUACAGGUGCAUGGAAGAGGGAUUCGAUUUCGUUUGGAGAUCGGGUACAAGACCUUACUUUCAGUCAUCUAGCGGUGAGCGGAUAUAUAUGGAUGUGAAGGAUUACGUCCCCUACCUCAAAUCGUGGAAGGAAGGUGUGGCGGUACCUGCGAGGCGGAAGCCCCAGCCCGAUGAGGACCAUAAGAAUGAUUUGGUUCUUUCGCUUGAAGAGGCUGAGGGAUAUGCAAGGGAACUUCGGAUCAACGGCGACUUUCGUCUGGGAUCAUGUUACAAACUUUUGAAAUUGACACCAUUCAAGUCUACAGGGAAUCCGAGGAGAAUGAAAGCUACUGAAAAUGACGACUCGGUUGAAGAUGAAGUUGGCAGGGACUACAUAAUCAUCGGCGCUUGGAUUUUUAGCGGUAUGACUGGAAUCACAAAUUCUGUAGAUCGUCAUGCUCAGCUGACCAAGUACCUGAUCGCCUUCAUGAAGUCAAGAGGGUUGAAAGAUACCUUUACGUCCAUCUGCAUCAACCAUGGUGGCAAUCGCCGGGUGCAUCGAGACUUGUUGAAUCAUGAUGACUCGCUCAAUCACACUCUAGGCGUUGGAAGCUAUCAAGGUGGUUCCGUAUGGGUUGAGCGGAAGGACGACUUUCCCGUAUUUCGCAGAGAAGGUGUAGCUGGUGGGAAAUCAAAGUGCGUCAAGGUUACGGGGGUACUCGAAGUCAAUGGAAGAGUAUACGACACUCAUGAUCGAAUGUUAUCCUUCCACCCCAAGCUUUGGCAUCAGGCACAGCCUUGGACAGGUGAUCGAUGGACCAUCACUGCAUACACGAUUCGGGAUGUAGACGGUUUGAGCUGGGAAAAGUCAAAGUCGCUAAUGUCGCUUGGGUUUCAGUUGAAUUCAUCAAGACGGUUACCAUUUGUUCCAUCAUUGAUUACCGGCGACAGCGAUGAAGAGCUCACACUUUACGACUUUGUGAAGAAGAAGAAGAAGGCCGAAGCCGAGAAAGAUAAGGAGCAUUUCGAUGAAGCCGGGGAGUUGAAAAGUGCCGAGGAUCAGCCACCUCCUCCUCCUGAUUAUACGGAGUACUUUCCUGAUGAAGGUGUUAUUGUUCGCCAUCAUAUGCAGCCUCGCAAAGCUAAGUAUGCUGUUAGCGCUGCGGAAGCAGACGUCUUGAACAUCGGCGACCUGCGGUUGACCGAACGUCAGCUUCUUGGAAGUACUUCUGCAGAAGAACAAUGGGAUGAUGGUUUCCGGGGGGGUAAGGCUUCGGGACUUUGGACGGGAACCACUUACUUGUUUGAUCGUGGUAUUGAUAAGCAUCAUGCCGUGGCUGCUGUUAAGCGCAUUCGUGACAAGAACACAGCUAAAAAGGAAGCUAGGAAACAGGCUUUCUAUGACAUCAGCCAAUUGUCUAGUGGCACCGGAUGCAUGAAACAUCCCGUCAACAUCAUCGAGUAUGACAUGAAGUCUUUUCUUGAACAAGCUGUACAAAAGUACAAAGACCUUGCUGGCCCCAAGUAUCACACCCUCAAGUCAGCCUCUACUCCUUUCGCCGACGAGAAGAUCGCGAGGCCCAUCGACGAUGAGGCCGAGGCAAAGGGUGAAUUGGCUCCUAUCGCUAGCCGAGUUCUGAUGAAACUUUUGUUUGCUGCCAGGAUGGCUCGUUAUGAUCUUUUGCGGGCUGUUCAGGGAUUGGCAAGCAGAGUCACCAAGUGGUCUGCUGAAUGCGACCGGGCUCUACACCGAUUGAUGUGUUAUGUGAAUUCCACCCUAGACUUGAAGUUAAGGGGAAUCAUCGGUGACCCGAUUGACCAGUGCAAGAUAUGGUUGUUUGCUGAUGCAGAUCACGCAGGUGAGCAUGAUAACAAGAGUACAUCAGGAUGCUUCGAGGCUUUGGUCGGACCAAACACGUACUUUCCUUUGGCGGCUUACAGCAAGAAGCAAACCUCAAUUUCUAUUAGUUCUACCGAGUCCGAGGUCGUAUGCGCCAAUAUUGCUUUGAGGCCUGCUUCGCCAAUCGUCGUGCCGGACAACCUCGAGAAGAGGAUCGAGCCCGAGAACAACGGGGUUCUCAUCGAAUGGGGACAUGAUCCGUCGUUCUCUCUGCUCGGAAGGGCAGACGAUAGUGGUAGCGGUAGCCCAUCUGUCGUUCGGGUCACUCAUAGCAUGGACCUUAACAGUACUCAGACGAGUAGGGACUUGCUCAAGGUCGCCAAAGGCUAUGCCAAGUCGAAUGUUCCCAUUACCGUUUGGGUUGACCUGCGCUUUGCGGGGGGUCCUGAUGAUCGCAAACACUUUGGCAAGCUAUGGUCUUCUUUCGUCAACUUAAGCACCGGAUUGGAUUUGAAUAACUGCCAUUACGUCGUGAUUGCUCCCUGGGAUCAUUUCUCAUGGAAGAUGGAUCGAGUUGUCAGGUGGUGUUCCAAUCAUGAGUGUACGAGUUUUGAACUUCUUGAUGGCGAAAGAUCAGGCAAUUUAGGUCAUUGGAGAUUGCAUACUUCCUACAAGAAUUUGCCAAUUGAAGUGAUGAACUGUUUUCAUGGCUGUAAGCUCAAGAACAUUUCAGAGCCACAAUUUCCUGUUCGACAAGCUGCUGUUGCGGUACAAGUUACUCUGAGCGAAGAUCCAAUAGGAAGCGCAGCAGUGAUGGCAUCCUCUUUGCCCACCGUUUCUCUGGAGGAGCCGAUGGCCUUUGAGGAACCGGCAUAUUUUAAGGAUGCCUAUGGCGUUGUGAAGGAGGCGUACCAGUACAAGCUGGUGGAGCCUGCGGAGUCUGAUCCGCCAGAGGCCAUUUUCCUCGGCCGUAUCCGAAACGGCGAGUGGAUUGGUCUGCGGAAGCAGUACCCCUACGCAGGUUUUCCCCUCCUGUACGAGAUGUGGCACCGCCAUUUCAACAGCCCGGCUCAUCAGGGAAUGCCGAUUGAGGGCUUCGAGCUCCAUGGCGAUUCCCUCCUGACGGAGUGGACAGAACUUGUCAAAGCUUAUCUCCGCGACCUGGCUUAUGUGGGGCAUGCCACAAACGCCGAACGGGCUCUCAAGGCCACUGAGCCGUUUGAUGUCUGUCACAGAGCGUAUGUGCUAUCCCAGGAAACCCUGGGCUACCACGAGUUAAUGCCAGCUGCCACGGCGUUGUUAGACUCGGUGUAUACUCCAGCCCUCCGAAGAAUCGAGCAUCAAGAGCAACCAAGCUCGUAUUUUAUUAUCGGAGGAGAUAGCUCUCUCGCGUUGGUGACCCGCGGCGACGGUGGACGCGUCCUGAUGAAGGGGACGAUGGAACCGUCACUCCGGGAGGAGAUGACCAAGGACAUCCGCAUGGAUGGAUGUUCGGUCGUCAUGCGCUGGGGGAAAGGACUUGGAGACAUCGUGUGGCACGUGGAACAAGAGCUCAACCGAACCAAGGGACGCAAGGCCGUCGAGGACGCAAAAGAUGCCCUGGUCCGUCUCUCAUCCCGGAAGGGAGUGUCCUCUGUCACGUUGGUGGCUGGCCCCCACAAUGGGGAAUUCUAUGGUCUCCCGGAGGUCUAUGACCUGGAGAUGGCACGCCAUUCCGAUGAGUUGAAGGAGCGAGGGAUCCGCAUCGUUGAUCCCCAGGCUCACAUCCUUACGACAGAGCGUUACGAUGGGUUUCACAUGGAGGCUACCCACGACAACGUGAAGGUUACCACCCGCUGGUUCUUUCACCUUUGCUCUGCAAUCAUGUUCGAGCGGUGGCUUGUGAAGCAUGCGAUGGAACUUAAGGCCAAUUCGCGUGGUAUCCUCUUUCACAACCACUUUCACCUCGGACUCGGCUUGGAAGAGCUCGACAUCCCUCCUACCACGGACUUGCUCAUUCCGGCGGAAGCUGAGAUGGUGACUUUCCCACCUGAGGCACCGCCCGUGCAACGUUUCCCAGAGGAGGAGAUUGUCUUGAACCAGCCGAUCCUCAGCUUGGAAAAGCUUGACGAGCUUGAGGGUGUACCGCCCACUGACUAUGUCAAUGAAGUGGCGAAAGAGUCAGAGGAGCUCACGGUUGAGGACGUGGUGUCUCGUAACCCGAAUCCGGAGGACGAGCACCUCACCGUGGAAGCGGUUGACCCCGGCUCGGAGAUGGAACAAAUCGUUCGGAAAAUGAUUGAGUCGGCGAACCUGGUGAUGACGGAUAAGGAGGCUGAAGAGGUCGCCCAGGAGACGGGUGUUGCUCCAUACGAGUUUGUUGAGCCGAAUGUCACAGCUACAUCUGUCGUGGAUGGUGAGGCAGUCUCUACGAUUGCUACUUCCGACAUCCCGACGGAAGUCUGGGACUCUGGUCCGAUGGCUGUGGACUACGGCGCAGAUGACGAAGUGGAGCAUCCCCGCGGAAGUGGUGGACCCAUCUGGCUUACACCGGAUCAGCUACCUGAUGUCAAGGGUCGCAUGGGAUACUUUCGCCUCAAUGAGAUGGAGUGUGUUUCGUUGGGCAAAAAGCUGUCGUGGCACCUGCGUGGGCAUGCCAAGGACAAGGGGUUCCGCACUGUUGAGUUCGACGAAGAGCAGUCAGCAGAGAUUGGUGAUGUCUUGAAGGUCAUUGGGAAACAGUGGUCCCGCCUGACGGUGAUGACCAUUAUUGACCUGUUGACGUCCGAUCACUGUGACAAAGCACGGUUCGAACUCCAGGCGGAAGCCUUGGACGAGGAGACACGGUUGGGCCGGGGAACAAACUGGCACUUUACCCGUGUCCGAGCAUUCCAAGGACACAACGCCUGCUUGCUCGUCCUCGGCAGUGACCCGCUGAAGACCACUGUCAAACAGUGGGCCCUCGAUGACCAAUGGAUCCCGUCCUAUGUUGAUCUACCGAUCACGGGUCCAUAUCCUUAUCGGGCAACGGCCUUCGAUCUGAUGCCAAAGCUGGCGUACCAUGCCACAUACUGGCGAAAUUUCAUCAAGAUCGUCAACACAGGCCUCAUCCCGGGAGGGAAAAUGACCUCGUUGGGCAACAGCGGGAGGCCCUUCAACAUGUUCGCGAUGGAGCCUCAGUGGGAACGCACCUCCAAUCAGGGUGAGAUGAUCUGGGCGAACCGAGCAUACGAACCAGCGCGGAAGCGCUUGGCCCAGGCGUGCAAAGACAAGAGCCUCAACACGCCCAUUUAUGGCGAGCGGGGUCACCAGGAACUGAUCGAUGCAAACGGCUAUUGCUUCAACUACCUCGUGGCAGGCCUAGGGUAUCGCAGUUUCGACACCUGGAAAGACGCCGCUAAGGCAUGCAAGGAUGUCUACGACCUUGAUUUCUACCCAACAAGCAUGUGUGGUCUAGACAUUCGCAUCCCGGAAGGGCAUGCCUUGCAGGGCUCUGAGUCAUUGUACAAGAUGGUGGUUCACGUGGCUCCGAAGCAACCUCAUCAGAAAUGCAACGAUGAGUCGGAUUGGCGCCGCCAAGAGAAUGUCAGCAUUCCUUCUUUUGCUUGCCCGAGCUGCGGUACAUCCAACGUUGAUGGUACAAUCUGCUGCUAUCGAUGUGAGUCUCGACUGGAACCGCACUCAGAUGUUAGCAUGGCUUUGGAGAACACCCGUGCCAAGCAAGUUGCCGCCCGGAAGGGUGAGCCCCUGGAUUACAGGGCAUUGCAACCGAGCGGGGAGGUCAACUCCAAUCGGGCCACGGGCAACAAGAGGGAUCGGAGUGCUGGCUCUGGCCCAGCCGCUGUUCGUCAGCAGGCCGCUAAGUACCUCGGAAAGGCCUUGAAGGCGGGUUCUCGCACUGUUGUUGAGCGUCAGUCUCGUGAUCCGUUCACGGCCUACAACAAUGCAAGAUUUGGCAUAUCCAUCACGGGGCUUGAGCAACUCAUGAUUUUCGCCCGAAUGAGGAUCGCCAACCCGCCGAGGUCACGCCAGAUGAUCCAUGACCGCACUGGCUUUGACGGCGCAGCAAAGGUGAGCUUCUCGUUCCCACCGGAAGGUGAGGACCUGACACUUACGGACCACUGCUUCGUGGCGUUCGUGGACAGGUUCUACAAGCUUGAUGAAGCCGCCUUGUUGGCGUUUGCCGUCCAUCGCAAUGGCUACGUCAUGGACAUCCUGGGCUUCAGUGGUCGCGUAUUGAAGCCGACCGGUCCAGUGGUACAGAUCUUGGCUAGGAUUGUGGGAUUCUUCCAAGACGAGGUACGAUAUGCAGUUGAGCGCGGCGAACAGGUGCCUGAGCUGGUUUUACCUGCCAAUCAGGAACUCCGCGUCCCGGAAGGGCUCGCCUCUCUUGGGGACAGACAGCUGAACGAGCUUCUCAUCAACACGAAGUUCGCGAGACAGCUCCCCGGCGCCAAGGGCGUCAAUGAGAGGAUUGGAUAUGCCUUUAGAGCAGGGAGGACGGAGAUCAGAGGCAGAUCAGCUCAGCCACCGAUUCCUAAGGCGAGGCCAACUACUCGAGCGACUGGCAGUGCACAGCGAGCUGGCUCAGUUCCUCCGAAGCCACGAGCACGCCCUCGCGACCCUUCUCCGGGAGUGGCAGCUACCCGUCUGCGGCCAACAGAGCCCAGCUAUCCGCCACCCGGAAGGGAUGUGCCAGGAUCGUCAACGGAUGCACCGAUGCGUCCGCCCGAGCCAAAAGGGCCUCCGCCAACGACCUUGGUUGUCGAUUCAAGGGGGAACCCUAUUGACCCAUCGCAGCCUCGCCGACCUUACUUUACCCGGCAUGAUGCGCUGCUUUGGGCUCGCCUCAAGGCAUCUCGGGACAAGAACGUUCCCAGAGGAAUGGAAGAUCGUGCAGUACCAGCUUUUCACGAUUUGAACGACUUCCACCUCCUGGCACCGGAGCAUGUGGGCUACUUCCUCUCUGGCUGGAAAGAGACCCAAAACGGGAUCCGCCUGUACUGA
Messenger RNA from Symbiodinium sp. CCMP2592, 8406 nucleotides. NCBI's taxonomy places the organism in Eukaryota, Dinophyceae, Suessiales, Symbiodiniaceae. The record is from the annotation of a GenBank genome assembly.